Molecule: messenger RNA, 1551 nt
Organism: Mesocestoides corti
Lineage: Eukaryota; Metazoa; Platyhelminthes; Cestoda; Cyclophyllidea; Mesocestoididae
Source: the annotation of a GenBank genome assembly
AUGACUGCAGCCACUAUCGACUCCUUUGAAGACUCAGUUCGCAUACAGAAAGUGGGUCAAGGGCAUUGUAAUAUUUCCCCUAGAGAUCCACCCGAGUUUGAUGGCGACGAAAUCUCUGCCUCGUGCGGUAAACUUGCUAGCAUCAGCGCCUCUCUCCCAUCUCGAACAAAAACAUCACUUCAUUCAGCAAAUACGCUUGAUGAAAUUCCUGAGGAAGAGUGCUGGCUUUUUAAGCCACACGAAUUGACAGGAUCGCCUUCUUUUCUCUCAAAUACAUCCUGCCUGCAGUGGGCAAGAGAGGUUUUUGACUCUCCCUCGUCUGAGUUCUAUCACCACCGGUGCGACCUUUUGUAUCGCCUUGAAGUGAUCCUUACUACUGAGCCUGCCAAACGACUUCCUAAUCUGGGUGGCAGCGUUCCCGCUCUCAAUAUGGCAUCAAAUAUCUCUCAGCCAUCACUUUCUAAGACACGCCUUAUCGGGGGCGGGAGCGAACAAAAUUUUGGCCCUGGUAGCACUGCAACCUUUGUUAGACCAAAGAGACAUGCUUCUGAGAUGCUUCCACAGCACGCGCGUCAGCGGUCUUCACCUGGUGGCACUAAUUCCCCAGUUCCUGUUAAACCCUCUGGGUCUACUGAUGAUCUUCAAAAUGUGGCGGAUCUCCAAACAAUCGCUCGAAAGCAAGAAGACGAGCUAAAGGCAGAGGUUGCUGCAAUCUCAGCCUAUCAGCAUGCCUCGCGGAUGGGAAGCAGUCAACAGUCUCUUAACUCGGCUAACCGAAGUGGCCCUGAAAGUCCUUACGCUAGUCAGUCACGGCUGAACGUCUCUUCUAGUCCGACACCAAGUGAUAUAGCAAAACAACAAAUGACAUCUCUUAGGCUUUCGCUGGACAGCCAUCGUCAAGCAAUGUACUGCCGUGGAGAAAGCAAUGAGGACUUGGUGGGAGGUGGGGGAGAGGCCAGUAUCCCCGGUCGCACCCUUCCCCCACCUCCAUCCAUGCCGACUCUCCGCUAUAGUGUUGACUCACCACAGCCUCCUAUUGGCGGUUCUUCUACCGAAAACAUUCUUUCACCAGGUGGGCAGCAAGCGGUUAUCGUGGGACGUUCGAAUAAAAUUCCGUCUCGUCUUCCCGGUCCCAUUAGAAGGCAGUAUUUAGACAAGGGGCCGAGGUUUCCCAGCAAUGAGGCACUGCCUUCCUACGGUUGGAGCGAUGCUAAACAGCCGGGUUUUGUGAAACGAAGUAGCCAAGAACAACUUUCCAGUCGACGGAUUCCUGUGCCACCGCCACGUUCUGGCUCAGCUCUUACCGGAGAUCCGGUAAUCCGAUAUAAAGAGGCCAUGGAAUUCGCGACGGAUUACGCAUUUCUAUGCGGCCAAAACUUGGAGACAAUAAACGUAUUGGAACCCGUUGAGGGGAGCCCCGCAUACGACCUCCUUCGCUCAGAUUUCUCCCAACUCCUUGAAGACAAGGAAAUGCUCAAGGUAGAGUUAGAAAAAAUUAAAGCAAAUCAGGAGCGAGCUACCGCACUACUGGAGAAAUUUGGCAUUGGUUAA